UGACAGAGAAGAACAACACAGACUCAUGAACCGCCUUUUCUGAACUAAUCAAUUAACCGACUCCAUCUGACUAAUCGUCCAGUUCUUGUCACAUCCCGCUCCUGGAUUAAAAGGUAUUGAAUAUUGGUUAACAUGUGAUUAGCAGCUGCCUCAUGUUGAUUAUUUUCAGUGUUUUUAGAGCAACUCUAAAUCCGAUGCUUAAACUUCCAUCUACCGAACUUUUUUCUCGUGUUUUUUCCGUCUCCCCGCAUCACCCUGCUUCUCCCUGUGCCGGGGUAACGCUGGUGUGAGAGCUAGAUUGGUUACCACAUGGCUUUUAUCCAAGUAGAGGCGCUUGAGAGUAGACCGCUUGGAGAGUGGGAGCGCAGUCGCAGGUUAUCCAUCGCCUGGUGCAAGAUCUACCGUCACUCUGCCACGUCUGGGAUCUUCCUUUAUAUAGACGAGAGACUCAACAAAACCACUUCACUCAACGCGGAUCCAGAUUGUUCUCUUUCUCCUCUGUCUGCCCCCUCUCUCCUGUUUUUUUUCUUCACCCCCCUGAUCAGGCUUAACCAUCCUGUGUUUUGUAAAGGCAAUUGUUAGUGCGCAUCAUCGCGGGAGCCAAAAGGAGGUUUGCCACUGUUCCAUAGGAGACUGCGGGCUGCUGGAGCGUCAUGACAGCUGAGAAGAGUGGGCCCGUUAUAAACGGUAAACCAGAGGAUGGCAGAGACCCGGAAGGGUCCAGCUCCAGCCUAGACAACGGGGACUACAAUGAGAGAGGCCACUGGAACAACAAGAUCGAGUUUGUCCUGUCUGUGGCCGGAGAGAUCAUCGGGCUGGGAAACGUCUGGAGAUUCCCUUACCUCUGCUACAAGAAUGGAGGAGGUGCGUUCUUCGUACCGUAUGUCAUCUUCUUCGUGUGCUGCGGUAUCCCCGUGUUUUUCCUGGAGACUGCCCUGGGCCAGUUCACCAGUGAGGGAGGCAUCACCUGCUGGAGGAAAGUCUGCCCGCUGUUUGAGGGUAUUGGCUAUGCAACACAGGUGAUUGAAGCUCAUCUAAACGUGUACUAUAUAGUGAUCCUAGCCUGGGCAAUCUUCUACCUCUUCAACUGCUUCACCACUGAGCUGCCUUGGGCUGGCUGUGGGCACUACUGGAAUACAGAGAAUUGUGUUGACUACUAUGGAGAAAAUGCCACCAACAUCACAAACCCUAAUGCAACCUCUCCAGUCAUUGAGUUCUGGGAACGCAGAGUACUGAAGAUAUCAGAUGGUAUAGAGCACAUGGGGGGAAUGCGCUGGGAGCUGGCCAUGUGUCUGGCCCUGGCCUGGUUCAUCUGCUACUUCUGCAUCUGGAAGGGACCCAAGUCAACUGGCAAGGUUGUGUACGUGACAGCUACCUUUCCUUACGUCAUGUUGUUGAUCCUGCUAAUCAGAGGAGUGACGCUGCCAGGAGCAUAUGACGGCAUCAAGUUCUACCUCUACCCAGACAUUUCACGUCUCUCAGACCCUCAGGUAUGGGUGGAUGCAGGAACCCAAAUCUUCUUCUCCUAUGCCAUCUGCUUGGGCUGUCUCACUGCUCUGGGAAGUUACAACGCCUACAACAAUAACUGCUACAGGGACUGCAUCAUGCUGUGUUGUCUGAACAGCGGCACCAGCUUUGUCGCAGGUUUCGCUAUCUUCUCCGUGCUGGGCUUCAUGGCCUACGAACAAAAUGUUCCCAUCGAAGCUGUGGCAGAAUCUGGUCCUGGUCUUGCAUUUAUUGCAUACCCUAAGGCUGUUACUAUGAUGCCUCUGUCUCCACUUUGGGCUUGUCUCUUCUUUAUGAUGCUCAUCUUCCUUGGCCUGGACAGUCAGUUUGUGUGUGUGGAGAGUUUGGUGACAGCUGUGGUGGACAUGUACCCAGAGACCUUCAGGAGAGGCUACCGCAGAGAGCUGCUGAUUCUGGGCAUGUCUAUAGUCUCCUUCUUCAUUGGUCUCAUCAUGUGCACAGAGGGAGGGAUGUACGUCUUCCAGCUGUUUGACUCGUACGCUGCCAGCGGGAUGUGUUUGCUGUUUGUGGCCAUAUUUGAGUCCAUAUGUAUCGGCUGGGUGUACGGUAGUGACAGAUUCUACCUAAAUAUUGAGGACAUGAUUGGCUACAAACCUGUCUUCUUCAUCAAAUGGUGCUGGAUGAUCUUGACCCCGGGCAUCUGUGCUGGAAUUUUCCUGUUCUUCCUGAUUAAAUACAAACCGCUGAAGUACAACAACGUGUACACCUACCCUGACUGGGGCUACGGGAUCGGCUGGUUCAUGGCCAUGUCCUCGAUGGUCUGCAUCCCACUGGGGAUUAUCUGGAUGAUCUGGAAGACUCCUGGCACCUUCUCUGAGAGAAUGAAGAAGUUGACGACUCCCAGCCCAGACCUCAAAAUGAGAGGGAAACUCGCCGCCCUCAGUCCUUACGCCGCCAACGACGCAAAACUUAAGGCUGAUGGGAAAAUAUCCACCAUCUCAGAGAAGGAGACGCAUUUCUAAGCGACCGCCCGACUGACCGACCGAGCUGCCCUCCGUCUUGACAAUAAGUCCGACAAACGAAAGCUACAGAAAACAACAACAACAAAAGUAUCUGCCACUACACAAAACAGGAAAUGAAACAAAUGACUUGGAGUGUUAUUUUUGUUUUGUAAAAAAAAAAAGAAAAAGGAAAGGUUAUCACAAGAUUAUGUAGUCUGCUUCUGUUUUGCACAAACUUUGAAUAACACAUUUGUUGUUUUCAGUUAACAUUGUGACUAAAGCAGCUGUUUCUUUCUUUUCUAACCAUUAAUAUUUUAAAAAUCUGUUUGAUGACAUAAGUAUAUGGUUAAAACUUGUCCUGGUACCUUGUCUGUACUGGUCACACUAGUGUUUGUGCCUUUAGAACAAUACCAGUGUGUUGUGUUGUAAAAGGCUUACACUGUACAUUUAUUGGCAAAGUGCUGUGCCUCUCUAUUAGGUACUAGGUACCCAAAUGUGACUAUCUAAGAUGUAGCAGCUUGGGGACCAUUCUACAUAGUUUUAUGUUGAGAGAGGAUACGGCGGCGUGUCGUAGUGCUGAGGCUAUAGGAGGGCACUGACUUCCCCUGUAAGCAAAACUUUGAGAUGUAUAUAAAGAGUUUUACCAGUGAAAUCUCGGAUGCUGUCUGAAGCAGCUGUGACUGUGAGGGCUGUGGAUCCUUUUUAGGCCUUCAGUAACGCUUGUUUACUUGAAUUUAGCAUUGUUGCUAAGCGACAUAAGCAAAAACUCUGCUUACUGGAUAUAACUAAAUGAGAUUAACAGGUGUUUGUUCAUUAAGUCAGGAUACAUCGGGCCCCUCAGGGCUUGGGUUUGCAGUAAUAUUGAAGGGCAAAUUAAAAAAUGUCCAGGGUUUAAACACUGUAAGAUAGAUCCCCUCAGUUUUAGAUAUCUUUAAUUUUACAUCUGUUCUGUUCAUGGCUACAAAUAGCAGUGAGUGACUCGCAGGCUGAGUCUAAAAACACACCUCUCUCUCCUCUAGUUGCCCUCCUAUAAGUCGUGGAUAUCUGUCAUUUCACAGUAAUUAUGCUGAGCCUAACACAGAGUGACAGACAGACGCGCUUCCACCCCUGCUUUUUUUAUUUCCUGCUCCGCCUGUAGAGCUCAGGAUGGAUGCCCAUCAGAUGAGCAUUUCAAAACCCAUCUGUCUUCUUAUCCCCUCUUUUUAUUCCUUCCCCUUGUCCCCUUCUCUCUUUUCUCCCGCUGUCCUUCUGUCUCAUCUUCAACCUCUGCUUCUCCGCCUCCCCAUCAUCCACUUCUGUCUUCUCUUUCUCACAUGACCAAGGCCUUAUAUAAAACUGUGAUGUAGCUGAAAUGCUUUCUAUUUCAUCACACAUCAAUACAUCAGCAAUCGUCUUGCUGUUGAUUAGAGAGACUUCCUGUGACCUUUCUUCUGACAUUGAAAAGCAUUAAGCUCUAGGAAAAAAACAUCUUUUAUUUUUUCUGUCUGCAGGGGUGAAAGCACCGUCUGUCCCUGUCAUCCAUUUAAUUGUGGUAAGAGACAAUGAGCUGGUCUCAUUGUUCACAUCGAUCUCAGUCCAUUACAGCUUCAUCCAAUCAACACUCGAAUGACUCUGAGUUGUCCUUCCUCCCUUCCUUGCUUUGUCCGGCUUUCUCGCUUCCCUUCCUUUCUUUCCUCUGUCCUUGUUUCCUGAUGAAAAUGCAAUCAGAGGAGAGCAUCUGAGGGAUGAAACUUAAGAUUUCUCUCUUUACAGUUUGUCAGGAGGAGGCAAAGAAAGCAGGGGAAGAAAUAAGGAAUUGGUGAGCUGAGGAAGUGUGUGAUCGAGUAAGUAAUGAGGGAAAUAGAGGAAGUGUUCAGUGACUGAAGCCCCUCCUGUCUAAGCUGUGACAUCCUCUUAAACAUGUGAUUGGUCCCUCUGGUGUGGUUGCAUUAUGACAUUAUCACCUCCUCACUGAUGUUUGUGCAAGUUAAUAGUUGUGUGCAUCGGAAAUUAUAGCCUGCUGUUUAACACUGACCAUGUUGAUGUAUAUUUUUACAUCUCUUUCUAGAAAUCUGUGGUCUAUUUCUUGAGAUGAAAAAUGUUUAAAAAGAAUUGCUGUAAUAAAAAGAAUACGUCGUUUGUUUUGACUUUUGAUAUGCCGCUCAAGAGAUCUUGUUAUAGAAAUAUAAUGAAAGGUGUUUUACUGUUCUGUACUGUUCUACACACAUUUUGGUAUUCACAGAACACGUGAACUGUCUGCUUACUCAUUUUUAAGAAUAAAUAUUAUAAAGGGAAACUGA
Lates calcarifer (barramundi perch) is the source of this 4747-nucleotide messenger RNA. It is a transcript of the gene slc6a11b, whose product is annotated as solute carrier family 6 member 11b. The coding region runs from base 654 to 2489 and encodes 611 amino acids. The transcript has 15 exons. Lineage: Eukaryota; Metazoa; Chordata; Actinopteri; Centropomidae. Gene Ontology annotation, cellular component: membrane. Gene Ontology annotation, biological process: sodium ion transmembrane transport. The record is from RefSeq and is a predicted model, not a curated record.